Molecule: messenger RNA, 2009 nt
Organism: Dermatophagoides pteronyssinus (European house dust mite)
Lineage: Eukaryota; Metazoa; Arthropoda; Arachnida; Sarcoptiformes; Pyroglyphidae
Biological process (GO): ceramide biosynthetic process; sphingomyelin biosynthetic process
Cellular component (GO): Golgi membrane; endoplasmic reticulum membrane; plasma membrane
Molecular function (GO): ceramide cholinephosphotransferase activity; sphingomyelin synthase activity
Source: RefSeq, a predicted model, not a curated record
UCGUUGAGUUUGAAAUGAAAUUUUUUCUUCUUCUUAUUAAUUUUUUUCUUACUUUAAAACAAAGUUAAAAUUGAAUCAUACAAAUAGACUGCCAAACCAAAGUGAGAGAAAGAUAGGAAGAAAAAGCCGACAAUCUUUUACUUCAGAGCUUAUUAUUAAGUUUGUGUUUUUUAUUUUUGUUGAAAAAAACCACCAAGAAUUUCAUCAAUAACCCAUAUUGAUAUCGACCGAAAGAAAGAUGGCUAAUGAUAUUUAUCGAAUUAAUGAAUUUAAUGAUGAUGAAAGAGGUGGUGGUAAUGGCGAUCAUCGAAAUGGUGAUAUUUCUAACGGUCAGCUUAAUGGUACUACCAUUUCAAAUGAUCAUCAUCAUCAUCAUAAGAACAACAGUGAAAAAAAUCGCCAUCAAUCAAUGAAAUCGUUGAUGAUGAAUGGCAAUACAAAUACGGUAGCCAUCAAUCAUAGUGGUAGCUAUAAUAAUAAUAAUAAUCAUCAUCAUCAUAAUAAUCAUUGUGAUCAUCAUCAACAUCAUCUGUUUGAUAAUAUUCAUCAUAAAAUCAUUAACAUUUCACAACAAUCAUUGAAUGAUACAAAAAUCAACGAACAAACCGGUGUUGAUCAUUGUGCUCAUAUAAAUGUUAUUAAUCAUGAUAAUGAUAAUGAUAAAUAUCGUUUGAUGGCCAACAACAACAAUAACAAUAAUACUUCCAAUGGUCAUAUCAAUAAUAAUAAUAAUAAUAACAAUAAUGUUGGCAAUGUGAAUAAUUAUUGUAAUAAUACAAAUAAUAAAAAUAGUAAUAAUUGUAAAGAAAUUUCAAUAUCAGUAACGCCAUCAAUGGCUGCUAAAACGGAAGAAACAAAUAUGUCAACAUCAUUAUCAUCUACAACAUCUACAUCAUCAUCAUCAUUAAUGAAGAUCGAUUCUAGUCUUUUAACAUUUCGGGCCAAUCUAUCAACAUUCCUAUCAUCAUUUUCAUUUCUUUGUAUUGGUGUCAUAUUUAAUUUGGCUGUUUUAGCAAUCAUACAUGAACGUGUCCCAUAUGAUGCGGCAACAUUACCGGAUAUUGCUUUCGAUUUGUUACCCAGAUAUGAUUUGGCAUUGAACGUAUCUGAAUAUAUAAUAAUGUUUAUGAGCACAUCCGUCCUAUUAAUGAUUGCUUGUCAUCGAUAUCGUUGGAUUAUUAUUUCACGUUUGUUUAUUAUUCUUGGUUUAUUGUACAUUUUUCGUGCCAUUUGUAUGUCGGUAACACAGGUUCCUGUAUCGAAUAAAGAUUAUUAUUGUUCACCAAGACUAAAUCUACAGGAAACAUCUACUUGGGAAUUAAUUAAAACAGUUAUAUGGCGUAUCAUUUAUCUAUCUCUUGGUAUGGGCCUUUCAGUUAAUGGUCAUCAUACAUAUUGUGGUGAUUUUAUUUUCUCAGGUCAUACAGUCAUUCUUGUUACAUCUGAUCUAUUUCUUGUCUAUUAUUGGCUAUCUGAUCGUCGUCCUAUUUAUUUUAAAUUUAUCAAAUAUGGUUACCAUCUAAUGGUUAUCAUUGGAAUUAUUGCCAUACUAAUUGCAAGAGGACAUUAUAUGGUCGAUAUUGUUCUAGCUAUUGUUAUUAGUAAAUUGAUAUUUUAUAUUUAUCAUGUAUUAUGCCAUUAUGCUAUCAUUCAUCAUAAUCAUCACCGUUAUCAUCAACAACAACAAUCGAUGAAACAACAUUUUGAACAAAAUCCUUUCAAUCAUCAUCAUCAAUCAACAGAUGAUACAUCGAUUGUUAUCAAAGCUGAUUCUAGCUCCACUAAUAAUCAUCGUCCAAUAACAUCCGAUGAAUCAUUUAUCUAUCAACAACAACAACAACAACACUGUCAAAUACAACGAAAUCCAUUGAAUACAUGGUGGUAUACAAUAUUUGAAUAUUUUGAAAAAAAUACUAUUCAUCAUCAUAUACAGAUUGUAAAUUCAUUCGAAUGGCCAUGGAAAUUAUUUUUGAAUUCUAAACGUCAACCAUUAAUGAUGAUUGUCUAGC